CAAAAAAAACAAAGAAAGAAGCAAAAGAAACUUCCAAACUCAAAAAGUGUUCUUCUCCUCUUCUCUAUUGAAGCAUAUGGUCAGCUCGACUUGAUCCUGAUCAUUAUCAUCAAUUGAUGGACGGUCGUGAUGAGGACGCUGCUGUACCCCCAGCUUCUGAAGUCUCAUGCUCGAUUUGCCUCGAUUUGGUCUCUGAUACGGGCGCCAGAUCCUGGGCUAAGCUUCACUGUGGCCAUCAAUUCCAUCUCGAUUGCAUCGGUUCGGCAUUUAAUAUGAAAGGGGCUAUGCAAUGCCCGAAUUGUCGGAAGGUUGAAAAAGGUCAGUGGCUGUAUGCAAACGGCUCCACUCGAUCACUUCCUGAGCUAACCAUGGAGGAAUGGACUCAUGAGGAGUAUUAUGAUCCGGUUUAUUCUGAAAUGCAGCAGUUUAGAGCUCAGUGGUGUCCAUUUGGCGAAUUCACAAGAGUUGGCUCAUCACCUGAGGAUGUCGAAUCACCAUUAAUUACAUCUGCAGCUCCGAGGUCUUCUAAUGGUGAACUUGAUUCUGCAACUAGACCCAACUCAUUUCGGCAUCCUUCUCCCUUUGAACACGGGUCCAGUUCUAGAGCUGGGAGUUCGUUUGUCUCUUCAAUGUUUCAUCGUUAUCCAGGCAGUGGUGCUCAUACGUAUGAUAUAAUCUGGCCAUCUCUUGCCUACCAUCGACAUCAACAUCGUUUUCAUCAACAGCGCUUCAAUCGACCUGGUGUGGCUGCUCCUGUAGUUCCUGGUGUAAGAGGUAUGGCUCCAAUGACCCCAGCAGUCCCCCAACCUGAUCAAAGUGGUGGCUUCUAUGUCUAUCCUCAAUCAGGUUCAUCAGGACAGUACCUACCAGAAGCAGAAAGCUCAUAUCCAAAUAAUUACCUUGCUUUGGAAAGAGAGCAAUUACCUCAUUUCCGAACUGUUACAAGAGUCUCCGGUUGGGGAGGAUAUUAUCCUACAUCUAGCUCUGGUUCUGGCAACCGGUCUUGGGACCGACCUUUAGAUUGGUUGUAAAUGCUUUUCAAUUGGUCUGUCAAGUGUUUGUUUGAAGCGAUUGCAUCCGAUACUUAAUUUGGAUUGCAGCUAAUGCUUUGAU
Molecule: messenger RNA, 1113 nt
Organism: Hibiscus syriacus
Lineage: Eukaryota; Viridiplantae; Streptophyta; Magnoliopsida; Malvales; Malvaceae
Product: E3 ubiquitin-protein ligase RFI2-like
Exons: 6
Coding region: 117-1031 (304 amino acids)
Molecular function (GO): ubiquitin-protein transferase activity
Source: RefSeq, a predicted model, not a curated record